This is a messenger RNA of Vicia faba (fava bean), 2550 nucleotides long. Lineage: Eukaryota; Viridiplantae; Streptophyta; Magnoliopsida; Fabales; Fabaceae. The record is from the annotation of a GenBank genome assembly.
AUGAAUUUCUUGAUGCGUUCAUCAACACACGUACAUUCAGAUAAAGAUAAAGAUAAAGAUGAUAAACAUUCAUCGAUUCCGGGGCCUCGUGGUGAUGCGCUUCCGCUUCCGCUUCCGCCUCCUUCUACUACUCCUCGUCCGGUUCAAGGCUCUCAUCACUCUUUGGAGAGUUUGUUGUCGGAGGAUCCGUAUGCGAGGUAUGGUACCACGGUGGAGCAGUUUGAGGGAGAGAUUGAUGGGGAGAAUGGAGUUUGUGAUUUGAAAAAUGAUGCCAGUUUGUUGGCUAAGCAUUUGGAUGUGGCGGAAGAAGAAGGAUGGAUUGCUAUUCCUUAUAAAGAGCUUCCUGAAGACUGGAAUCACGUAUCAGAUAUCCAGUCCCUGCGUCCUCUAGAUCGUUCCUUUCUCUUUCCUGGUGAACAAGUUCAUAUUGUGGCAUGCUUGUCCUCAUGUAAGCAGGACACGGAAAUUAUCACCCCCUUUAAAGUUGCUGCCGUGAUGAGUAAGAAUGGCAUAGGUCACAGCCCUAACAAAGAAAACGGGAACAUCGAGCACAGAAAUAACUCAGUAGCUGGAGAAGAGCAACUUAGUCCUAGUGGUCAAGAUGAGAACAAGGAAACGCUGCCAAAGGCAAAGGCUGAUCACCCAGCAGAUGUUUCUUCUGGUGAGUCCCUUCUAAGAAUGGAGGUUCAUAAAAGACAGACUGCAUCGUUGUUGGACAAAUUCAAGAGUUCACACUUUUUUGUGAGGAUUUGUGAGUCUGAUGAGCCACUUUGGUCUAAACAUGGUUCUUCAAAAAAGUCCAUCUUCUCUGAGACAAAUGGCCAAAAGAUCUCAUCAAUUGAAGUGAAAGACACUGUGAAACAUGAGUCUUCUAUUAGUGCAGUUAUUGAUAGAGCAAAUUUUGAUGCAACUAUUUCUGGUGGAGUGGCGAGAAAUUCUGUAAAGUGUUGUGCCCUACCUAAUGGAGACAUAGUGGUUCUUUUGCAGGUGAAUGUUGGUGUUAAUUUUCUUAGAGACCCAUGUAUAGAAAUUCUCCAAUAUGAAAAAUAUGAAGGGAAAAUAUUGUCUUCUGAGAACCAGGGCAAUUCACUUUAUACAAAUCAGGAUCCAUGUGGAGACCUCUUGAAAUGGAUACUUCCAUUAGAUAACAUUCUUCCCUCUGGUUCUCGCCCAGUAUCUCCUUCUCUUUUGCCUACAAACUCCGGAGCCAGUAGCACCUCUCAGCGGUACAAUUCUUCACCCUCAUCUGGCCCUCAGAUAUUUUCUUUUGGCAGCCAUUUUAGAAGUUAUUCCAUGUCAUCAUUACCUCAAAAUACUAUUCCGCCGCCUGGUCCUUUGAAAGCAGCUAGUUCGAAGCCAGAUUUUGACAUUGAUGAGUGGGACCAGAUCUCAUCUCAGAAGUUUAUAAGGAAAAAAAAUGAGGCUGAAGAACUUUUAUCUUUUCGAGGUGUCUCAUUGGAGCGAGAAAGAUUUUCUGUUUGUUGUGGAUUGCAAGGUAUCUAUACCCCAGGAAGAAGGUGGAGAAGGAACCUUGAAAUAAUACAACCUGUAGAGAUUCAUUCUUUUGCUGCUGACUGCAAUUCAGAGGAUCUUCUGUGCGUUCAAAUAAAGAAUGUUGCUCCUCUACAUGCUCCGGAUAUUGUCAUAUUUAUUGAUGCCAUUACAAUUAUAUUUGAAGAAGCAACAAAAGCUGGACCGCCGUCAUCAUUACCAUUUGCAUGUAUUGAAGCUGGAAACGACCAUUCUUUACCAAAUUUAUCCCUCAGGAGAGGUGAGGAGCACUCUUUCAUCCUUAAACCUGCAACAUCUGUUUGUAAUCAUCUAAAGGUUCCGGAUGAAAGUCCCCACUUUUCAAAGUUGCAAUCUGGAAGCUCGGCAUCAAAAUUAAGUUUUUCUUCCAAUAAUAGUCUUGACAGAAGUAAGAUUUCUACAGUUGACGAUCAGUAUGCAGUUAUGGUGUCAUGUCGAUGCAAUUAUACAACAUCGAAAUUAUUCUUUAAACAACCAACCAGUUGGCGCCCACGUAUGUCGAGGGAUAUUAUGAUUUCUGUUGCAUCUGAGACAUCAGGAGAGUCUCCAGGACCUUCUGAAAGAAAUUCUCAACUUGCUGUGCAGGUUUUAACUCUUCAAGCUUCGAAUUUGACAUCUGAGGAUCUAACACUGACAGUGCUUGCUCCAGCAUCUUUUAUUUCACCCCCUUCAGUGGUCUCACUGAGUUCACCAGCCACUCCAUCAAGUCCUUUUAUUGGUUUCACAGAAUUUUUGGGAAGAAUAAAUGACGAUGGCAGAUCUCAAACAGAUUCUAAGAAUGAUGUCAUCCCUAAUUCUGUCGUGAGUUGUACUCAUCUGUGGCUCCAGAGUAGAGUUCCACUGGGAUGUAUCCCAUCUCAAUCCACUUCUACUAUUAAGCUUGAGCUACUCCCGUUGACUGAUGGCACAAUCAGGCUUGACUCUUUGCAAAUUGAUGUCAAAGAAAAAGGUGUUACCUACAUCCCUGAGCGCACACUAAAGAUAAAUGCAACUUCUAGCAUUUCUAAGGGGAUUAUUUAG